Molecule: messenger RNA, 879 nt
Organism: Vigna unguiculata (cowpea)
Lineage: Eukaryota; Viridiplantae; Streptophyta; Magnoliopsida; Fabales; Fabaceae
Product: protein EMBRYO DEFECTIVE 514
Biological process (GO): chloroplast rRNA processing; nucleologenesis; chloroplast organization
Cellular component (GO): nucleus; chloroplast
Source: RefSeq, a predicted model, not a curated record
UCCCAAUUUUGCUUUUAUGAAGUUUUCAAACUAACAAGACCAACAGCCACGUUCGCACACCAUGGCGGAACCGGAAGUUGUCGACCCCAUAGCCACUGACGCCGCCGUAGAUAUGGCUGUCGAUAGUUCUGAACCCGCCGCCGUUGACUCAGCAUCGAACGGUGAGCCCAACCAGAAGCGGAGUAGGGAGAACCACGAUGACGAAGUAGACGGUAUUUCGAAGAAGCAGAAGGUGGAGGCAGAAGAGGAAAGGGAACAUUUGAACGGAGAGGAUGAAGAAGAGAAGAAACCCUCGGGUCCCGUGAAACUGGGUUUCAUAAAUUUCGCCUCUUCCGUUGAAAUGUUCGAUUACUUCAACAAUCUCCUUCAUACUUGGCCCUCUUAUCUCAAUCUUAACCAGUAUGAACAUGCAAUGUUACUGGAAUUGCUGAAGAAGGGCCAUACAGAGCCCGAUGAAAAGAUUGGUGGGGGAAUCCGAGUUUUCCAAGUCCGCAACCAUCCUAGGUGGAAAAGUAGGUGCUUCUUCCUCAUAAGGGAUGAUGAAUCUGUUGAUGAUUUUAGCUUCCGCAAGUGUGUAGAUCAUAUUCUUCCCUUGCCAGAAGAGAUGCAAGUGAAAGCUGAUGCAAACAGGGCAUUAGGAGGAGGAGCAAAAAAUCACAGAGGAAAGAGUGGUGGUGGGAAAGGUGGGCAUGGCCAUGGGAAAAAAGGAGGAUCUAGACAUUGAGUGCAAUGUGAAUGUUGGUCUUUGUUGUAUUUUAGGAUCUAAAUGUUCUUUGUAUCCUUUACCACCUUAUUUCAUGAUUCCUACAUUAACUGUAUACUUCAGAAUUCAUAUAAAUUACCAGCUUAUUUAAUGAUUCCUAGUUAUAUUUUGCAUAA